AGGAAGGAUUGCGAUACGUAGCCUGUUUAAAGGCGCAGAGCUGCUGCUCUCGGAUGAGGAGCUUCCACGGUCCUGAACUAUUCUACUGCGCUUCUGCAGCCCUUUGUCGACCAAACCCACCCAAAGUCACUCGUUUCACGACUAUUACCGCUCUCUACAUCUGGCCGCACCUAAUCAACAAGCUCGCACAUAUAUAUCGGCAUUUCGAACAAAUUACUUGACCAUUACAUCGCGACAACGACGCUAGUUACACUACCACUAGGACUUCUCACACCAUGAGCUCUUUUACACAACCCCCCUGGCCGACCUGGGCCUACACAAACGAGGUCAGCAACGGAGGUUUUACAACAGGAUACACACAAUACCCUCACUACUCAUCAUACCUCUCGGACUCGAUGGAUGCGUACCAGGCUCAUCACCACCACCUGGUCCAUCACCAUCAAAUGUCACGGACUACAGAGUCCAAGCCUCGCCUCUCCAAAGAAGAAGUCGAAACCCUCGAAGCUGAGUUCCAGAAGAACCACAAGCCCAACAGCAGUACCAAGAAGGCAUUGGCAGAGUCCAUGAGGGUGGACAAUGCGCGAAUCAACAAUUGGUUUCAGAAUCGCAGGGCAAGAGAGAAGAAGGAGAGGAACAUACGCGAGUACGAAGCCCGCCAGAAGCUGGAGAAGCAGAAGAAUGCAGUCGAGGACGACAUGACCGAAGCACCCGACCGCAAAAGCAAGCUAGUGGCGUCGAGUGCACCGUUCCCCAACGCCCAGCGACCUCCCCAGCGCCUGUCGUCUUCCUCGCGCGCGAUCCGUGACUCUCCUCUGUCGGACGAGGGAGGCCCACAGACGCAGAUGAGCUCCAAUGCGUCCAAUGCCGGGUCUUUCGCGGCCCAUGGUUCAUGCACAUCCCCAUCCAACGCACCUUCAGAGUCCAACGACGCCGAGUUUGCCCUGUCGACGGACGACGAAGACACGGACUACUACGGCAAACCGCUUUCUCACGUUGUUACCGGGGGUGAUUUCCGGAACCCUCCAUCGAUCUUCACCGCUUAUAGCACCGAUAAUCUCGCAGGGUUCCCACCAAUGGCCCAGUCGUCUCCCGAGCAUGAUCUCUCGCUGAGGUCACCAGCCUCCUUCGAUAUCGCGGCACGCCGCAACCGCCGCCCCCCGCCCCUGGCCAUUGAUGGUCGAAGCUGCUCGACCGGCGCGCCAGGGGCUGGGCUGGACAUGAUGCGCAAGGGCGACACGAUGCGGCGCGUAGCGUCUGCCACAGGCUCUAUGCGCAUCUCAAAGUCCAUGGGGGCACCUCGCAGUCCGUACAUGCUCAGCCGAUCUCCUGUUCCCGCCGGUCUCAGGGGGAGCCAUGCGCCACCAACGCCCGAUACACCCGUGCUGGCCAACCAGCCUGGCAUCAACACCCUCGACAGAGGGGCCGGUGUAUCGGAGCUGGCAAUCCGUGACCCUAACCUUCGCACGCCGCCCACGACUCCCGGCGUUUCCCAGACCUUUUUCAGUCUCAAUUCGAUCUACGAUAUGACCAUGACGGAGAGUGGCCUGCCUACAUUGUCCCUUGGUCGGUACAACGGAGGCCUCGACCACUCCGGAGUCUCUGUUGGUGCAACGCAUUAUGUCACCAAUUCUGGUGUCAGCCAGCCGCAGACACCUUCAUUUGUGUCCCCCAUCAGUCACUUUGGCAUGGAUGCUGGUCAAGGGCCUGAAUACACGUGGCCAUAGAGCCACAUGUCUCGCCUACCGCCUUGGUAGUUGGUACGGCGUUUUCCACCUUGAGCAUGGGCAGAUGGUGACGGCUUGGUCUACGACACCUUACCUGUAUAACCUGCCUCGGUUGGCAGCACGGAGUUAUGGUACCCCAAAGGGUUUGGUUUGGUCUUUUGGCUUUUUGUUCUUUUUGGCAUUCUCUUUCUCGCUCUUACUGGAGCUACUCAAGCGCAUAGACACAUAGCUUUCGAUGAUACAUGAUGACGGCAC
Molecule: messenger RNA, 1979 nt
Organism: Emericellopsis atlantica
Lineage: Eukaryota; Fungi; Ascomycota; Sordariomycetes; Hypocreales; Bionectriaceae
Product: putative homeobox transcription factor
Exons: 2
Coding region: 276-1724 (482 amino acids)
Biological process (GO): regulation of transcription by RNA polymerase II
Cellular component (GO): nucleus; RSC-type complex
Molecular function (GO): DNA binding; DNA-binding transcription factor activity, RNA polymerase II-specific
Source: RefSeq, a predicted model, not a curated record